Cordyceps fumosorosea ARSEF 2679 is the source of this 2175-nucleotide messenger RNA. RefSeq names its product endopolyphosphatase. NCBI's taxonomy places the organism in Eukaryota, Fungi, Ascomycota, Sordariomycetes, Hypocreales, Cordycipitaceae. Gene Ontology annotation, biological process: polyphosphate catabolic process. Gene Ontology annotation, molecular function: endopolyphosphatase activity; exopolyphosphatase activity. Bases 1 to 2175 code for a protein of 724 amino acids. The transcript has a single exon. The record is from RefSeq and is a predicted model, not a curated record. Gene Ontology annotation, cellular component: fungal-type vacuole; membrane.
AUGCUCCCCGCGGCUCUAACGGCGCGGCUUCCCAUGCUGCUAGCAUUGGCCGCUUCUGUCUUGGCUGCGCCCGGGCUCAAAGUGAUUGAUAUCAAUCAAGACACGCCAGCCUCUGGCGAGCAGCCCCGAAAGCUCACCGGACGAUUUUUACACAUUACAGGUUUGCUUCUCUGUUCCCAGCACCGGCUAAACAGCGCCACUAACAGCCGGUCAGACUUCCAUCCCGACCAGUUUUACAAACUUCACUCCGACAUCGACAAGAGCUGUCACAAAGGCAAGGGACUCGCCGGCAAGUACGGCGCCGAGGUCUCUGACUGCGACUCCCCGAUAUCCCUCGCCAAUAACACCCUCGACUGGGUCCGCGACAAUCUCCGCGACCAAAUCGACUUUGUCAUCUGGACUGGUGAUAGCGCCCGCCAUGACAAUGACGAGGACCACCCUCGCAACUCAGAGCAGGUCCUAGGUACCAAUCGCAUUGUUGCUGAGAAAAUGUUUGAGACCUUUGCGACCGACACACCGCUUGGCCCUGGUCUUGAGCUACCCAUUGUGCCUACGUUUGGCAACAAUGAUUUCCUCCCCCACAACAUCAUGGUCCCCGGUCCCAACCGCUGGUUCGUAGACUAUGCAGAUAUUUGGGCCCCAUUCAUCCCCGAGGAGCAGCGCCAUCAAUUCGAAUACGGUGGAUGGUUCUACACCGAGGUUGUUCCCAACAAGCUUGUCGUUUUCAGUCUCAACACCAUGUUCUUCUUCGACCGAAAUGCCGCCGUCGAUGGCUGUGCUCUUAUCUCGGAGCCUGGGUAUAAGCACAUGGAAUGGCUGCGUGUACAGUUCCAACGACUGCGCGCCACCGGCAUGAAGGCUAUCCUCAUGGGCCAUGUUCCACCCGCACGAACCAACAACAAGCAAAACUGGGAUGAGACGUGCUGGCAGCGCUACACCCUUUGGCUUAAGCAGUACCGCGAUGUCGUGAUCGGCUCGCUCUUUGGCCACAUGAACAUUGACCAUUUUGUCUUGCAAGACACCAACGAUCUCGACGAGGACGCCAUUUUCGCCAAGGGCGACGUCAACUUUCGCCAGAGCAUGGACCUCGGCACCGAUAAAGAGAUCGGCAUUACCGGUAAAGCCAAUUAUCUCCAGGACAUCCGCCAGCAAUGGUCCAAGCUGCCCACUUCUGCAGGGCAUGCCACUGAUAAGGAUGCUGAAACCUUGGAAGUAGACCAGGAUGACGAAGAGGACGAGUACGAUAUUGAAACCAUCUUUGGUAGGAAGAAGGGCAAAGGCAAGAAAAAGAAAGGAGGCAAGAAGAAGAAGGGCCUUAAGAAAAUUGGCGGCAAGUACGCCGAGCGAUAUCAGAUCUCCAUGAUCGGGCCCAGCGUCAUCCCCAAUUACUUUCCCACAAUGCGCGUGUAUGAGUACAACAUUACAGGCAUCGAAGACAACCCCGUGUGGAAAGACGUGCACGGCACGCCGUCCACGAUGCAAGGCACCGAGCUGCAGCAGGCGCAAGAACUUGUUUUUUCGUCAGAAGAGUUGAAGCGCCGCGGGAGUGACAAGCCCACUAUGACUGAGCCCGAGUUUGAGGCGCUGUUUCCCGACCUGUUCCAGGAAGACGACAGCGUACACGACGCCGGCAAGAAAAAGAAGAAGAAGAGAAAGGGCCCCGGCCCGCCGUCGCUCGUCGUACCGCCCGGACCCGACGCCGACUCGCCACCCGGACCGGCAUACAUGCCGCAGACGCUCUCGUGGGUGGCCUUUACGCAGUACUACGCCAACCUCACGCGCAUCAACAACGAGGCCGAGCACAAGGGCGAGCACCCGGUCAACCCGAUGCACUUCGAGGUCGAGUACGACACGCGCGACGACAAGGACGGGUACCGGCUCAAGGACCUGACGGUACGGGAGAUGCUCAAGCUGGCGCAUAGCAUCGGCGCGGACGCUGGUAACGACAAUGCCGUCCUGGCCCAGGUUGAUGCCGCGGCGCUGGGAGACGACGAUGAUGAAGGCUGUGCGGAGUAUGACGAGGAAGGUGGCGAUGUGGAUGGGUUGGGCAAGAAGAAGAAAGGCAAGGGGAAAAAGGGCAAGAAGGGCAAGGACAAGAAGAACAAGCUGUGGAUUGAGUUUCUGCGACGUGCGUUCGUGGGCACCGUGGAUGACGACGAGUUGGAGGAUCUCUGA